This is a messenger RNA of Juglans microcarpa x Juglans regia, 1838 nucleotides long. RefSeq names its product UV-B-induced protein At3g17800, chloroplastic-like. NCBI's taxonomy places the organism in Eukaryota, Viridiplantae, Streptophyta, Magnoliopsida, Fagales, Juglandaceae. The record is from RefSeq and is a predicted model, not a curated record. Bases 188 to 1453 code for a protein of 421 amino acids. The transcript is spliced from 6 exons.
AAUUAUAGAGCAAACACGGUAAUCCUCUGAAUCAAAUCAAGCAGAAAAGCAGGAGAUAUCUAUAUUUCCAUACAAAGCUUAGAUUUCCUACUCAGAACUUUUUAUUCUCUCUCUCUCUCGCGCUCUCUCGAGUCUCGACUUCAGGGUUUAUCUUCCUUCCAAGUUUUUGGAUUAGCAGAGGUGAAAAAUGGAAGCUGGGGCAGCGACAGUCGUCCGAUCCCAAUUCGGCAGCUCAAUACCGUCAACUUCUAUUGGCAGAUCGGGUAUUUUGACUGCGAACGGGCCCAAUUUUCUGCGUCUCGGUACCAAGUUCCAGCCCGCUGUUAAGCAUUGCACUUCAAUUUCUCAACCAAAGUUGGGACACAGGAAAGUGGUUUGUAGAAGUAGGAGAGGUUUGGUGGUUCGGGCAUCAUUGUCCUCGGACUCAGCAGGGUCAUCUGAGCCAAUUGCUCCACUUCAGCUUGAAUCUCCAAUUGGGCAGUUUCUGUCACAGAUCCUGGUAAGCCACCCACAUCUUGUGCCUGCUGCGGUUGAGCAGCAGCUUGAACAGCUUCAAACUGAUCGUGAUGCUGAAACAAAGAAAGAAGAGCCUCCUGCUUCGGGGACUGACUUAAUUCUUUACAGGAGAAUUGCUGAGGUUAAGGCUAAUGAAAGGAGAAAGGCUUUGGAAGAAAUUUUAUAUGCACUGGUAGUGCAGAAGUUCAUGGAUGCCAAUGUUUCUUUGAUACCCACCAUUGCCCCCUCUUCCUCGGAUUCUUCUGGCCAAGUGGAUGUAUGGGCAAGCCAAGAUGAGAAACUCGAGCAGCUUCACUCUCCUGAAGCCUAUGAGAUGAUCCAGAACCACUUAACUCUGAUUCUGGGGAACCGUAUAGCUGAUUCAACUGCUGUAGCCCAGAUAAGCAAACUCAGGGUUGGGCAGGUCUAUGCAGCAUCUGUGAUGUAUGGAUACUUCCUCAAGCGGGUUGACCAGAGGUUUCAGCUUGAGAAGACGAUGAAAAUCCUUCCAAAUGCUUCUGACGAAUUAGAGAGUGAUAUUCAGACAGCUGCUGGUGGGAACAUGAGACCUGGUGGUGAUGAUGUCACUUCCCAAGCUAGAGCAUCCCAUCCUGAGGUCUCUUCCUGGUCUGGUGGCAUCAGUCCUGGGGGGUUUGGUCAUGGGAUAAAGGCUUCCCGACUGAGAACUUACGUAAUGUCUUUUGAUGGGGAGACACUUCAGACAUAUGCCACAAUAAGAUCGAAAGAGGCUGUUAGCAUCAUAGAGAAGCACACAGAGGCAUUGUUUGGAAGGCCUGAAAUUGUUAUAACACCUCAGGGGACAGUGGAUUCUUCCAAGGAUGAACAAAUCAGGAUUAGCUUUGGUGGUUUGAAGAGACUGGUCUUGGAGGCAGUGACUUUUGGUUCUUUUCUCUGGGAUGUUGAGAGCUACGUGGAUUCUAGGCUCUUAGCAGUGUAGAUCUUGGCGAAUGACUUCUCAAAUGCAGGGUCAUCUAUGCUGACUCCAAGAAGUGUGAGAAAUAAAGUGUUUAUGGAGAAAUACAACCUCUCCUCUCACUUCCACAUUUAUUGCUCAUGAUCAGCAGCAAGUGGGGAAGCAAAGAGGCGAAAAAAGAAAGAGAGAAAGAAAAAGGCUCAUCUCAUAACAAUUAUACGUCAAAACAAACUAUUUAAACAAACCUGAUAAGCAACAUCAGAUUGAUUGUAAUGUCCCCUUCUUCCCCAGUCUCCAAUCACCAAAAAGCUAAGCGAGCCAUCGGCUUUAACCGGGUGUUCGAGUCGCUGAAGCUCAGCUGUUAUAGGAAGAAAGCAAGCACAGAAGAAAGCCACCAGGAGAAAACUAA